This is a messenger RNA of Patiria miniata (bat star), 1701 nucleotides long. RefSeq names its product branched-chain-amino-acid aminotransferase-like protein 2. The transcript is spliced from 2 exons. The record is from RefSeq and is a predicted model, not a curated record. Bases 192 to 1085 code for a protein of 297 amino acids. NCBI's taxonomy places the organism in Eukaryota, Metazoa, Echinodermata, Asteroidea, Valvatida, Asterinidae.
GUCAAAGCUGUACAGUACAGCUAAUGACACUCCCCAUCUGGAAAUGGAACAGCCCUAUCGCGAUACACAUUAUGCAUUUAUGGUCCCAUCCAUGGGCCUAUACCUGUACACACCACUGCUAGCUAGUAUGCUAUAGAUAAGUUCACCACCGAAUUUCCAUCUGAAACUCCUUUGACAUCCAAAUCUGGAAGAUGGCUGAUGAACUGAACCGAGUAUUUCUGUGGGGCCUUCCUCGAUCAAUGUCCACGGCUUUCCUAAAAUGUAUGAGUAACGUCGACGGGGUCCAGAUAGCAACCCAACUCUACGCAGAUGCUCACUACUACGGACCUGAUGCCAAGCUACCUAUCGGUGGUCCCCAAGACCCCAUGGGGAGUAAAAUGAAAGAACUACUUGAGACAAACUACAAAAAGAGUCAAAUGAGUAUAUCAGGAUCAGACCCAAGCGUGAUGUCCCUGGAAUCCAUCCGUGGCAUCUUAGAAGCCCCCUACCCUGGCAAGAAGGUCUUGUUCUGUAAGGACCAGGCCCAGUUUCUGGAUGGCCGGUACGACAUGCUGCCCCGUGGAUUCAAGUACAGUUUCCUUAUUCGACACCCUAACAGAGUGCUUCUGUCUUACAGGAAGUAUCUGUUGGGUUACUGGGGCGAUUUCACCGACAUGAGAAGCCUGCCUCCCAUUCUGUCUCCUCCCGGCUGCGGUUACAAGGAGCUCUACGAUUUGUUCGAGCACGUCCGGGAGAACAUCGACCCCUCGCCGGUCAUACUGGACGCCGACGAUCUGCUGCAGGACCCGGCGGGGAUCUUGUCGACCUACUGCUCCAAGAUGGGAGUACCGUACUCUGACAAACUUCUGUCUUGGGAAGCGGGUGAAGACGUCUUGGAACAGUGGAUUGGCACGAAGAUCUGCAUGGUUAAUACCCACGCCCAUGCCUACAAGCGCGUAUUCGCCAGUGAGGGAUUCGGCGCGCCCGCACCCGUUCCUGGGCUGGAUAGUUUACCGGAUGAUGUACAGGCAUGUGCGCAGUUCAGCAUGCAAUACUACGAACACCUCCAUCAUCGGAGGAUUGUUGUAAACUCUGACAAUAAAUAACGUUAGAGGGUGUGAUUAAUCUGAACAAAUAGAACUUGAAUGUCUUGACUUCAGCAAAUAGCUUGCAAAAUCGGUACAAUCACGACGUAUUGUCAUCAGAUGACGCUUGUUGUAUUGUUUUUUUUUGUUCAUUCAAGGUAUGUUGAGAGUGGGAGGCAUAUUUAAGCCUACAAUAUUAUGGUUACAUUAUAGAAACAGGUGAGUUAAAAGGAAAUAGAAAAAUGAAUCUCUUCAAAAAACCUGAUUUGAACAAGAAAUAGAAAAUACAAUUCCCCCAAAUAAACUGCAAAUUAGAAGCAUGAAUCAAUAGGGUUAUAUUUCGAAAUACGUGUACCUCUCAUAACACUACUUAUAGUCUGUUCUUGGAAAAUUCUUCCUUUUUGUGUAUUAUUGGUAAUAAUUAUUGGUGAAAACCUUCCCUAGAUCGGUAUUUCUUUUUAAUUAUCAGUCUAAGAAUUCAUGCAAAACUUGGUGUUCCUCAACUAAAUUGUUUGAAUAGGCCCCUAUGGCAAUUUUAUCUGGAAUUACAUUGUUGAUAAAAGCCAAGGCCCAAAUGCAGUGUCAUUUUAUUGAAUAAAUAAAAAAAAAAGUAACACCAAUGACUUGGAAUAAUAAA